AUGUCUGAUAACGUCGGACUCUCGACACCUCGCGGUAGCGGUACGUCUGGCUAUGUCCAGCGCAACCUUGCACACAUGCGCCCGCGCGAUUAUGGCGCGCCGUAUCCUCCCAAGGACGCCGACUCGCUGCGUCACAAACAGCGCCAGCCCGAUAAGGAGAUUCUUGAACACGACCGCAAGCGCGAGGUCGAGGUCAAGGUUCUCGACCUGCGGGACACCCUCGAGGACGAAGGGUCUCGAGGAAGAAGAGGUCGAGCAGCGAUGCGACGAGUUACGCAAGAAGCUCCUUGCGGAAUUGGAGAGCAAGAAGAACACCCGCGGCGGUCCCGGGCCAGUACGCAAGCAUUUCAAGAGUCACCAGGUUCACGAGAUGGCAGAUGCCAAGAUCAAAGAGAGCGAGAGGCUCAGAAGCGCGCUGAGGAUAAGCAAGGACUACGAGGAAGGAAGUCAUUGGAGACGGCAGGAGGAGAGGAUGAGAAAUGCCUUGGAGAAGGACGAGAAGAAGGAUGA
This is a messenger RNA of Colletotrichum truncatum, 510 nucleotides long. The record is from RefSeq and is a predicted model, not a curated record. NCBI's taxonomy places the organism in Eukaryota, Fungi, Ascomycota, Sordariomycetes, Glomerellales, Glomerellaceae.